AUGUUACUUACUGAGGUUAACUUGGGUAAGAAUAAGGAGAAAGUACCUGGUUGAGGAGAGGUGUGUGGAGGGUGUCGUCUGCUGGGGGUGGCGCGCUUCUACCACGUUGUUGUUGUGACACAGCUGAUGGCCCGCACUCUCCAUCCCUCACCACAUUUGCCUUAUUAUAAUGACUCCAUUACGCCACUAAACAUCUUAUAUUGAGUCAUUUGGAUGGUAACCCAACAGAAAUAUUGAAAGAGAAAAAAUCUUUGUCUUUGAAGAUGAUGUCAAGUGAAAGAAUGGCAGAUUUGUCUACAAGCAACACACCCUGUUUAUCUCCUGAGCUGCUGUUAGGAACAAUGAACACCUCUGAUAUGUUUGACACUAGCUGGGACAGUUCAUCAGGAGUGUACAGUGGAUUUUCAGGCACAAGGAGCAGCUCUCCAUCAUUAAGUCCUCAAGCAGAUUUAACUGAUGACAACAUUUUUGUCUGGGAUUCUGACCAUGUUUUACAGGCAAAUCUGUUUGAAACAAACAUUGAAAAUUGCAUUCAAGAUGAGAUGGACUUGCUGACUUUUGCUAAUGAUUUUCAUGUGGCUGAAGAGGACCUUGGCUUCCUUCAUGACACAACAAGUAAUAUGUCAGAUGCAUCUUCCUCCUCCUCUACCAUCACCUCCUACUCAGUUCCUCAGUCACCUGAUCACUCGUCAGGAAUUUCUCCAGAUAUUUCAUCUUUAGACACAUCUCCUACGUCUAUGCUGUUUUCAAGUCUUUCAGCCAAUUUAUUGGAAUCUUCAUCUUUGAACUCUGUAUUACCUGAUAAUUUUCUUAAUGAAGAAACACAGGAGAACUCAGGUGUCUGCUCCAAUGAGUUAACACAUGAAAGUAAGAAGCUGAGGGUAAAGUCAGGAAUUGAAGGAUUAUCUGGAAGGAGGGCUAACCACCCCAAAAAACACAAGAAAUCACGGAGGUCUCCUCUAACUACAGCUUCUCAAGUGCCCUCCAAUUCUAAUAUGUUUUCUAACUCUGUUCCUGUCUCACCUUCAUGUGAUCAAACUCCUUCAAUGUGUCAGUGGUACAAAGUGUCUACUAAAGAAAAUGGAGUUUCUCCAAGAAAAAAGAAAGUUUUCAAUAUUCUGGAUAGCAACAUUAAAUGGAGUGAUUUGAGUAGCAGUGAACAGUGGGCAGUUGGUGAAGGACUGGGUGUUGUACUCUCUCAGUUCCUAGGUGUUCGAGAGAGGCUUGAUCUUGUUAAUCUUCUCAGCUCCAAAUCACCAACAGAUGCUCCCAUUAUGACCAGUGAACAUGAUUUGAUUUCAUCAUUAGAUGAUGAAAAGUUAGAAAGCAUUCGUCGUUACUUAAGAGGACUGGGUAAUGAAGAAACCACUUCAGUGAGCAGAUUAUCCAAUACUUCGUAUGGUAAAACAUCCCAGAAAUGCAGGAAUAACAACAGCUUUAGAAAAAGGGGAAAAUUAUUUUACUACUCCAAAAAACCUAAGAAUGUAGCUGGUGGAAAGGUUGAUAAAAAGAUCAAGCUGAGUCACCAUCCUUCCACGCAGUAUGCAGUGAGCCAGUCAGCAAGGCUUCCAACGCAUGAAGUAAACACAACACAAUGGUCUAAUCAUCACAAGGACCCCAAAAAGAGUUUGCCUCUGAAGUACCAGGGAAGUAAAAAAGGGAAAAAGUGCAUUUCACAAGACCUGCUUCAGUUGCGCACAAGAACUAGAAAGGAGUACAAGCAGUUGAUGAAAGAAAAGAGAAGUGGUCUUUUUAAGCAAGAGGAGGUGAUAUGUGUAUCAGCCGCAACUUGUCAAGGUGAUGUCCAGCAACAUGAUCAAGAUGAAGAAGAUGAAGGCGAUGUCGAUAUUUUGGGUUAAAUACAAGUUAUUUAUUACCCCUCUGAAUUCUUUAUUUUUAUGUAAACUUCAGAACAGAUGCCAGAUGGUAUCUGUGUUUUUGAAACAAUUGUUUGAAUACAUUUUUUUUAGCUUUUUAUUAAAAUAUGUAAUUCGUCAGCAGGAUCAAGGUUCUUACAAUAUUUUUUAUUGCAUUCCUUGCACAUUGCACUUACUUAGACUUCCAGAAUUGUAUAAAGUACGUCCAAAGAACUUGUAACAAUUUUAUAUGGUGCUAGUAAAGUGAUAAGGCUAUAGCUUUAAACAUCACCAUGUCUAUUUGAAAGGCAUAGAAGUUUGCUUCAAAUAUUCCUUAAAAUAAUUAUAGUGUAUACAGCUACUCGACUUACGACCACCCGGACAUACGACCGCCUCAGUCGUACCAAAAUUUUGUCAAAUUGCAUAUUUUCGAGUCCCAACUUCAGUGAUUGCGCUGUGUAAUGACAAAAUUUUUAUUUCUAAUUCACUUUAAAGUGGCUAGCAAGCUUAAAAGUGAGAGUUUUGUGGUGCUGAGAAGAAAAAGAGACACCCAUUUUAGAUUUUCUAUGUAUUAUUUAAGCAUUUUCGACUUAAGGCCAUUUUGGUUUACGACCUGGAUUUGGGUCCCUAACCCCGUCGUAAGUCGGGGAGCAGCUGUAUAUCAAUUCAAUGAUAUUCUAAUUUCUCUUAUUUUUUAGACAACUGCAGUUUCAUGUUUAAUUAAAUUUAAAAAAAAGUCAUGACCAUAUUGACAACUUUUAUGGGUAACAUUUUUUUUUUAUCCAAGGACAAAGAAAAUUGCAGUCUUAGUUAUGCCCCCUGUACAUCUAAAUCUUAUACAGUACACAGUAUUGUUUCCUUUUCAUGAUUUUAUAAAAGUGCUCUUGAAAGUUUUAUACCAGGAAUUGAGAUUAAUAUGAAUGAAAACCUCAGAUUA
Messenger RNA from Homarus americanus (American lobster), 2793 nucleotides. RefSeq lists its product as uncharacterized. The record is from RefSeq and is a predicted model, not a curated record. The coding region runs from base 264 to 1859 and encodes 531 amino acids. The transcript has 7 exons. NCBI's taxonomy places the organism in Eukaryota, Metazoa, Arthropoda, Malacostraca, Decapoda, Nephropidae.